AUGCACAUUGCAACAAACAACGAUGUGGGUUCAACCUCAAAUUCAACCGCAGUAGAACUAAAUAGAUUAGAAAAUAAAGAUGAAUACAUAGAAUCAGAUGCUGGUAACCAUAUUUUUACCAUCCAAACUUUAGAUGUUUCACCCACUUUACCUAGUAACAUAGAGGAGUCAGUGUCAAUGACUAUUCAUCAAACUUUUGUUUCCGGGGAAGGGGAUGUGAUAUUAAGAGCAAAUGAGAAUUUUAGCCCUGUUGUAGUAAGGAAAAAAGGCAGAAAAGUAAUCAAGGAAGAAACUAGAGAAGUACCAAUGAAGAAGCUUAGAAAUUUUGGAGAAAAAUACAUAACAAGAAAAGGCAAAAUAACUAAAUCAAAGAAGUAUAAUGCAUUGCCCACAUGCAGAGACAGAAUUAAUGAUACCGGAAGAAGAAAUAUUUUUAAAGGAUUUUGGGGAAUUGGUCUUUAUGAAAAAAGAAGAAGAAACGAAGCAUAA
Psylliodes chrysocephalus is the source of this 489-nucleotide messenger RNA. NCBI's taxonomy places the organism in Eukaryota, Metazoa, Arthropoda, Insecta, Coleoptera, Chrysomelidae. The record is from the annotation of a GenBank genome assembly.